Siniperca chuatsi (mandarin fish) is the source of this 1873-nucleotide messenger RNA. RefSeq lists its product as uncharacterized. Lineage: Eukaryota; Metazoa; Chordata; Actinopteri; Centrarchiformes; Sinipercidae. The record is from RefSeq and is a predicted model, not a curated record. Gene Ontology annotation, biological process: cell surface receptor signaling pathway. Bases 42 to 1583 code for a protein of 513 amino acids. The transcript has 14 exons. Gene Ontology annotation, molecular function: transmembrane signaling receptor activity.
UCCCUUCUUUACUCUCACAGUUUUCUGUGAGUCUUGCUCAUAUGCUUUCAAGCCUUAAAGUGGAAAUAUUCGUCAGAAGCAGAGUGACAACACUGGAUGUGAAGAUGGGACACACUUUGCUCUGUGUGUUGUGGUUAUUCUUGCUGAAUACACUCCUCCACUGUGGACAUGCUGAAGUUUGUACAAAUUUUACAGUGGAGAGUAAUCAUGUCACUCUAAAUGUAUCAGAUAAACUCAAACCUGUCCUCACUGUGUCUCAAUCAUGGCUGAGUCCUGGAGACUCAGUGACUCUGAACUGCAGUGUUAAAGAUCCCUCUGCAGGAUGGACGUUCUACUGGUAUAAGGCUGUUCCCAAACCAGCAGGCAACUCCUACAGGAAUGAGCUGCUACCUGGCAGCAGCAGUGGGACUGAACAGGAUUCCUACAUUGUUCAUGGACAGACACACACAGCAGGAUAUAAGUGCAGAGCUGGAAGAGGAGCUCCAGUGAAUUACACUCAAUAUAGCAAACCUAAGAUCGUCUGGUUUGGAGAUUUUCACCCAGCAUCAGUCAAAGUGAGUCCCGACAGAGCGCAGCACUUUUCCUCUGAGUCUGUCUCACUGAGCUGUGAGGGAAACUCUACUAAGUGGAAAGUGAUGAGGUUUACUGAAGCAGGCCACCUGUCAAACUGUUCUGAAUGGGGGACAAUGACUGGAUCCACAUGCAACAUACACAAACCUGCAAACAAAACAGUGCAAGCAGUGUUCUGGUGUGAGUCUGGAUCAGGUCAAUUCAGCAAUGCAGUCAACAUCAGUGUACAAAACAAAGAUAUUAUCCUGGUGAGCCCUGUCCGUCCUGUGACUGAGGGAGAUUCUGUCAGUCUUGGCUGCAAAUUGAAGAGAGGAAGAUUAGAUUCUAAAGUGUUUUUCUAUCGAAAUGACAAACUCAUCCAAAAUGCCACCAGAGGGGAGCUGAAUAUCUCUGCAGUGUCAAAGUCAGACGAAGGCUUCUACAAGUGUCAACACUCAGGAAAAGCCUCACCACAGAGUUGGAUGUCAGUUAAGGCAGUGUCCAGGCCUGAAGGCUCGUCACUUCUUCUGCCGUUGAUUUUUGGGUUGGUUUGUGGAAUUUUACUGAUUAUUCUCUUGCUGCUGUUGUGUUGCUACAGAAAAUCAAAGGAUUUAUACUUUGCCAGGACUACAAACUCUCAGAGAACCAAUCAGGGCUCUCCUCCAGAUCAAGUGGUUAACCAGAACGAAACUCAACCUGAAGUGCACUCCUCUCAUCUCCAUGGUGAAACUCGUCUCUCUGAAUCAAUCAAAGGCCCUGGAAACACUGAAAAUGGUGCAGAUGAAUCCAGCAAUGUCACAUACUCUUUGAUUCGGCUUAAUAACAUUAGAAAAAAGGGACAGCAUAAUGAACCAGAGGAGAGCUCCCUUUACUGGAAUGUGAAGAUAAGAUCAGCUGCAGGAAAAUCAUCUCCUGCAGUAUCGGAUGAAACUAUUUAUUCGGAGGUCAAACUAGGAACAGCUCUUGGUUCAUACAGAGAAGACUUGUCUUUUAAGCAUGACUGCAAAAAUGCCUUCUUGGAUUUCCCUGAUUGAUAAAACAUGAUAACGUGCCCUCUAGGGUUCCCUUACAGUGUGAAAACGUGAUGCACUGCCAUACAGGUUGCCCUAUAGAGGAAGGUUAGGAACUAUUUUACCAUAAAUGGAUUACAACUUUUUGCAUGCUGGUGCCCUAUUUUUUUUUUUUUUUGCCCCUGCCCCUAAGAAAGCCUGAGUCUGCCACUGAUUGAUACUGUAUGUACUUUGUUUAUACCUGGAGGUUAUUUUGCACUUUUAAAAGCUUGGUCUUUGAUAAUUUUAUGCAGCAAUAAACCUACUUUCCAGCA